CUCUCCUGCUUCGAUUCUUCUUCGGGUUCGGGGACUGGGUGACCACUGGGUGGUUUUGAGCUGCGGAUCAAGGGGGGCUUGCUGUCGCAUUUCCUUGGGGAGGGCGGGGAGGUCUCGCGGUCUCGGAAGAGUAGAUGAGGUGGGGGGAAUUGAGCGGCGCUCGUGGCUUUGGCGAUUUGACGGGGUGUUUGAGCGAGGCGGCGGCGGUCUCCUUGGAAGCAACGCCUCUGGCUUCCCCAAAGGACGUCGUCUACUCCAGUUUCGUUGCCUCAGAUCCUUCCGGGCUAAUCUCUCGCCGCUUGCUACGAGGUCAACCUCGACCGAUUGCUUGGGUAGCUUGUCUAUCGGUUGAUCUAUCAGUCGAUCUCACUUUCCUUGGUUCAGCUUCUGAGCUGAAAGAUCUCGCUGGGCAAGAGAUUCCGAUUUAUGUGCCGUCUAUUUUUUUUGUAUGGAUGGGAGUAUGGGACCGUUGCACGGGCUGCCUGUGUUGCGUGUGGUAGCUGAUUGGUUACUGGCCUGUGUUCUGUGUGCGGAUUCUAUGCUCAGUAUCUUGACACUAGUUAGCCAUGCCAAUUAGGUGCUGCCAUUCAGCCAUCAAUUUUUCUAUGAGGUGAACUAGUAAUCUAUGGACAAGAUCCAGUGUGCAGACACUGUAAAGGCUGUGCAGUAAUCUGGGAUUCCAUUACGGGGAAGAUGGCUUACAGCACUUUGGGGAGGCCAAAGGCCUUCAAAUACUUUGGAGAUAGCUUAUGGUUAGGGUUUGGUUAAGGGGAUGAUACAUGAUAGGAUGGUGCGGCUGCAUGAUGAGUGAAAAUGGAUGGAAGCACUAGAGGGGGUGGGCAUUCUGAUGCAUUAAGAAACUACACCCUGGGAAGAACAUUAGGUAUUGGUACAUUUGGAAAAGUGAAGAUUGCAGAGCAUAAGCUUACAGGACAUAGAGUUGCUAUAAAGAUCAUUAACUGCCGCCAAAUGAGAAAUAUGGAAAUGGAAGAGAAAGCAAAGAGAGAAAUCAAGAUAUUGAAGUUGUUCAUUCACCCCCAUAUCAUCCGGCUUUAUGAGGUCAUUUACACACCUAUGGAUAUAUAUGUUGUGAUGGAAUAUUGUAAGUAUGGUGAGCUGUUUGAUUACAUUGUUGAGAAAGGCAGAUUACAGGAAGAUGAAGCUCGGCGAAUCUUCCAGCAGAUCAUAUCUGGUGUUGAAUACUGCCACAGAAACAUGGUUGUCCAUCGUGACCUAAAGCCAGAAAACCUGUUACUUGAUUCGAAGUAUAAUGUAAAACUUGCGGACUUUGGCUUAAGCAAUGUAAUGCAUGAUGGUCAUUUUUUGAAGACUAGCUGUGGGAGUCCAAAUUAUGCUGCUCCAGAGGUAAUAUCUGGUAGAUUAUAUGCUGGACCUGAGGUUGAUGUAUGGAGUUGUGGAGUGAUCCUUUAUGCACUUCUUUGUGGAACUCUUCCAUUUGAUGAUGAGAAUAUUCCCAACCUGUUCAAAAAGAUCAAGGGAGGUAUCUACACUCUUCCGAGUCAUUUAUCUGCUUUGGCCAGGGAUUUAAUCCCAAGAAUGCUUGUUGUCGAGCCUAUGAAGAGAAUCACAAUUCGUGAAAUUCGAGAGCAUCAAUGGUUCCAGAAUCGUCUUCCUCGUUACUUGGCAGUGCCUCCACCAGACACGGCACAACAAGCCAAAAUGAUUGAUGAGGAUACACUUCGAGAUGUUGUUAAAAUGGGAUUUAACAAGGACGAUGUGUGUGAAUCACUGUGCAGCCGACUUCAAAAUGAGGCUACUGUUGCGUAUUAUUUACUAUUGGACAAUCGGUUUAGAGCAACCAGUGGCUAUCUCGGGGCAGAUUAUCAAGAUUCAAUGGAUAGGAAUUUAAAUCAGCUGGCGUCAUCCGAAUCAGCUAGUUCUGGUACAAGGAAUUAUGUUCCAGGAAGCAGUGAUCCACAUAGCAGCGGUUUGCGGACACAUUAUCCUGUUGAAAGAAAAUGGGCGCUCGGACUUCAGUCUCGGGCCCACCCUCGUGAAAUAAUGAUCGAGGUCCUGAAAGCACUUCAAGAAUUAAAUGUGAGCUGGAAGAAGAAUGGACACUACAACAUGAAAUGCAGAUGGUGUCCUGGGUUUUCUGAAGCCCAUGAUAUGUUAGAUGCCAGCAACAGCUUUGACUCUAUCAUCAUGCAUAAUGAUGAUGCAAAUGGAAAGCUACCUGCUGUGAUCAAAUUUGAAAUCCAGCUUUACAAGACGAGGGAUGAAAAAUACCUCCUCGAUAUGCAGAGAGUUACUGGACCUCAGCUCCUCUUCCUGGACUUUUGUGCGGACUUCCUUACCAAGCUUAGGGUUCUAUAGUGCUGUGUCUAUGUUCAGAGUGGCGAAUAACUAAACAUAGGGCUCUACGGUGUGAGGUUUUUCACUGUAGUGAUGAAUAAACAACAACAUGUAAAUAGGAACCUUUGCACCUUUUUCUUGUCUUUGGACAGCAAAACGUGUUGUUUGAGUGACCGGUCUUGUGUUUCGCCCAAAGGUUGGCUGUUAACUUGUUAUAGAUAUACGUAGGUUUAGUAUAACUGUCUGGGGGGCAUUUCUGUUUAAGCAAGCUGUGGCAACGCAGAUGGCAAUUCUGCAGUGCAAACACUUGCGAAAAAUGCAAGAUCCAGCUUGUUUUCAACUUACUACAUAUCUAUCCUGCGAUGUACUGUAAAAUUUUGCAGUUGCAAAUAUUUUUUCAUGACAA
Panicum hallii is the source of this 2722-nucleotide messenger RNA. RefSeq names its product serine/threonine protein kinase OSK3. Gene Ontology annotation, biological process: protein phosphorylation; intracellular signal transduction. Gene Ontology annotation, molecular function: protein serine/threonine kinase activity; ATP binding. Lineage: Eukaryota; Viridiplantae; Streptophyta; Magnoliopsida; Poales; Poaceae. The transcript has 12 exons. Bases 814 to 2337 code for a protein of 507 amino acids. The record is from RefSeq and is a predicted model, not a curated record.